Salarias fasciatus (jewelled blenny) is the source of this 2322-nucleotide messenger RNA. It is a transcript of the gene itgbl1, whose product is annotated as integrin, beta-like 1. Gene Ontology annotation, molecular function: integrin binding. Bases 169 to 1629 code for a protein of 486 amino acids. The record is from RefSeq and is a predicted model, not a curated record. The transcript is spliced from 11 exons. NCBI's taxonomy places the organism in Eukaryota, Metazoa, Chordata, Actinopteri, Blenniiformes, Blenniidae. Gene Ontology annotation, cellular component: cell surface; focal adhesion; integrin complex. Gene Ontology annotation, biological process: cell-cell adhesion; cell adhesion mediated by integrin; cell migration.
UGGCCUCUGAAGGGACUGAGCCAGUUCGGGCCAGCCCGCUGCUCUUUCUCUCCUUCGCUCUUUUUCUUUUCCCUCUCACUCUCUCUUCCUGUCCUGUCUGUUUAAGGAGAGGGAGAUUGGGAAAUUCCUUCAAGCUACUUUACUUCAGGGUUUCUGUGGGAUUUAAACAUGCACACUGAGAUUUUGGUGCAGUCCAUGUUAGCACCGUUGUGUCUGAUCCUGCUCUCUGUCGUUGAGGAAACUUUGUUACAGUCUGUGAGCCAGGUGGGUGGCGCGUGCAGGCUGUCCACAGAGUCGUCCCUGCGCCGCUGUAGGACACCCGAUGGCAAGAUCUGCAGUGGGAGGGGCAAAUGUGACUGCGGCGUCUGCGUCUGCCAGGCCACAGAUCCCGGAAAGUUCUACGGCCCGCGCUGUGAGUGCCACGACUGGGUCUGUGGCACGUACAGCGGGAAAACGUGCAAUGAUCGUGGCUACUGCGACUGUGGGAUGUGUGAGUGCGAUGAAGGCUGGUACGGAGACGCCUGCCAGUUCCAGGAGGACUGCAGCCUGCCCACCAAGAAGAGCAAGGAGCUGUGCAGGAACCCGCAGGGGGUGGUCUGCUCCAACAGGGGAACCUGCCACUGCGGCAGCUGCAUGUGUGACAAUCAGGACAACAGGGGUUUGGUGACUGGACGGUUCUGCGAGUGCGAUGACAGCGAGUGUCUGGAUGAGGAUACAGGAGAGGUUUGCGGAGGCCAUGGCCAGUGUUACUGUGGAAACUGUUACUGUGCUGCUGGUUGGCAUGGAGACAAAUGUGAGUUCCAGUGCGACAUCAGCCCAUGGGAAAGCAAGCGGAGGUGCACAUCCCCAGAUGGCAAAAUCUGCAGCAACAGAGGUACCUGUGUGUGUGGAGAGUGUAACUGCUACGACGUGGAUCCCUCUGGUGACUGGGGAGACAUUCACGGUGACACCUGCGAGUGCGACGAGAGGAACUGCCAUGCCACGUACGACCGAUACACAGAUGACUUCUGCUCAGGUCACGGCCAGUGCAACUGCGGCAGAUGCGACUGCAAGGAUGGAUGGUCGGGGAAAAAGUGCGAACACCCGCUGUCCUGCUCUCUGUCUGUGGACAGCAGCUUAAAGAAGUGCAGAGGAACGUCCAAUCUGCCCUGCUUCGGACGAGGUCAGUGUCGGUGUGGACAGUGUACUUGCCACCCACCUGGGGACAGCCGUGUUCAUGGCAAGAACUGCGAGUGUGACGAUCGUCAGUGCGAGGACAUCAGUGGGGAGGUCUGCGGAGGUCACGGUUACUGCUCGUGUGGACGGUGCAUCUGUGAGGACGGCUGGUUCGGAAAGCGGUGCCAGUUCGCCCGGGCCUGUGGCAUGAGCGACGAGCAGAGCAAAGAGCUGUGUGAGACCUCCGACGGGGUCGUCUGCAGCGGAAAAGGGUCGUGCCACUGUGGCCAGUGCAUCUGUUCGCCUCAAGAUUGGUGGGUGUCUGGAGACUACUGUGAGUGCGACGACAGAGAGUGUGAUAAACAUGACGGCCUCAUCUGCACAGGGAACGGGCUGUGCAAUUGUGGGACCUGUGAGUGCUGGGACGGCUGGACGGGGAACGCCUGCGAGAUCUGGGUGGGAGCGGAUUACUGAGGAGGACGGGACAGCGGGGUUAGAGACUCGAGGCCAGGCCGCCCGCAGAGACCGGGAGCUCCAUCCGACAGACACGACCGAGCCGGUGAAGCGCCUCAGCCUGGACGCCGUGAGACGCCGUGAGACCAGUCCUCGCGGAUGGAAUUCUGCCUUUCAGCAACUGCAUUCAGCAUUUCAUUGUACUGGUUACACGUGGUCCUUCUUAAAACUCAGUUUUGUUUGUGAAAACUGUUGAAACCAUAUAACAAUGUAAACAUUUCUGCUUUCAAAACCGCCGUAUGUAUGAUUCUUAUAUGUAUAUGUAAAGUGGCUACAUUAAAUAGGAUGCAGGAACACGACAAAUCCAGAUGCUGGAAACAUGAGAACAUGUGACAUUUCUAAAAGAUGUGCAAUGCUGCAGACCGUAACACAGGUGUUUUCAAUCCACAUUGAAAAUUCACUCCAAAUUCACUCCAAAAGUCCAGGCAGAGGUUGCUCUUUGAGGUUUUUAUUUCAUUUUAAUAAUAAAACAUUAAAUGUGCCGCAUGACACAACAUUUUGCAUGGAAAACAAUGCGAAGACCUUAAUCAUACAUGAUUACAAAUUUGUUAUAACAUGACAUAACUCCAAUGGGCAUACUUGCAAUGGUAUAUAUAUAUUUUCUGAAAAUAAAUCAUUUCAAUAGUGCCUACUUUUCUCCACCAGAGACUCGAA